Messenger RNA from Durusdinium trenchii, 687 nucleotides. The record is from the annotation of a GenBank genome assembly. Lineage: Eukaryota; Dinophyceae; Suessiales; Symbiodiniaceae.
AUGCGGGUUGGCAUGCCAGAAGCAAAGACCUGCGAAGAGCUGGCCUAUUUCUGCAGUGAAGAAGCCCCUGAGUGGUUGUUCACGAUGGAAGCACUUUGGCUUCGCAACACUUGCCCCAGACAUUGCGGGUGCACUCGGCCACUGUCAUCUCCACUGCUGAAGACUCCUAUGUUUGGCUGCACAAGACAAUGCAUUCAAGAGUCCUAUAACUUCAGCAUGUACGGAUCCAGCCCCCUUUUCGGACAGCCGCCCAAUUUCACGACCGGCUGCAAGGACCAGCUUCCUGGAGCUUCUUGGCGCCAUUUCUGGGACAACUAUUUACCCAUGCUUGACAACUACCACGGCUCUGAAUAUUUCGGAACAAGACAGAGCUAUCUUGAAUUUAUAAACUGGGCAAAGGUAGCUGGCUGCCCGGUUAUAGCCACACAGCCUCAAGAUUUAAUGGGCUCCUUGGCGUGCAGAGGUAGCUCACGCUACUUGCCCCUGGCAUGGUUUUGCCCGGAGACUUGCGGCUGUAGUGCAUCUGGCAACCUUGAGAGAGACCACUUUUGCUUCGCCUACGACUAUUGCCCGAUGCAUGUCCUGCCCAAUGAGACUGAGCAGGCAUGGCAGCUUAUCAGGAAGUAUGACUUGCUGCGGACGCUCAUGAAUCCAGAGCUCUUGUUCAAUGACGACGCUUGGAUAUAA